Messenger RNA from Rhodofomes roseus, 2023 nucleotides. RefSeq names its product WLM domain-containing protein. The record is from RefSeq and is a predicted model, not a curated record. Lineage: Eukaryota; Fungi; Basidiomycota; Agaricomycetes; Polyporales; Fomitopsidaceae. The transcript is spliced from 6 exons. Bases 332 to 1789 code for a protein of 485 amino acids. Gene Ontology annotation, molecular function: proteasome binding; protein binding.
CCGCUAAUCACGGAGCAAGCGACUUUCAAUGGCUGGAAGGACUCAUGCUCUCUCGCAUCGUGUGCCUCAAAAUCACUCUGGACCGCUCAUCUUGGAACUGCACCCAGACCAUCGAUCCUCAGAAGUUGGUCCGCACACUUUCCUCGGUCCAAUAUGUCUCGCUCCCGUACUUCGGCGAUGCGAACAGGCUAGGAGAGCACAGGUGGUGGAAAGCCGUCGGAAGAGGCAUCGAGCGCACCGUAGCUCGUGUGCCAAACCGUCGAGGUGAUCGCGUGCUCGAGUACAUGCGCGAGCCGGCCUACGACCCCGCUACGAACUUAGACGACAUCCCAUGAAAACGACCAUGUCCAUAUCACGCCCCUCGUGUAUCGCUGAUUUUCCUCGUCUCUUCAUACCCAUCGUGUUCCCUCAUCUGCUACGUCAACGUCACUGUCACAUCGCCAACACCUCACUGGGUGAACCGUAUCGCGGACGACUUGCUGAGUCUGCCGAUGCCCACAUGUCAAAUUCGCCAAACCACAUCUGCCAGCCCUCGCGCCCGAUCGCAUCGCGUCCAUUUACACAUUUUGGCUUCUUGAUCGCCAGAGGCUUCGCCGCUCUCCAACAGUCUCCAACGAGGCCUCCUCGGACCAACCUCGGACGUUGCGACCCGACUUAUACCCGACUCAUCCGGAUCUCGAUCGCCUACUUACGCAUCAUCCACAGCCACUGUCACCAUCCGUUGCCUUGCCCGAGGCUUACGUCUCCUCUUGUACUCGUUCCCUCAUCACUACUCUCGACUCACAACUCAGUAUCUAUGCCCAUGGAAUCCAUAGAAAUCAUUGUCUCUCAUCGUGGUACACAACACCACCUCUCGCUGCUUCCGGACGACACCAUCGCGCUCCUACAGGCUCGUCUGGAAGAGCUCACGUCCGUACCCCCUUCCCUCCAAAAGCUGCUCUUCAAGGGCAAGAAAGCUAACCUGCAAGACUCUGACACACUCGUGCAUGCUGGGCUCAAAAAUGGCACGAAGGUCCAGAUGUUGGGUUCAACGACGGAGGAGCUCAGUCGCACACUCGCUGCUGACACCGAGUUUCAGCGGAAGGAGCGGAUAUUGCGGGAGAGGGCACUGAAAGCUCCCGUCAAGGCCCGUUCCACCUCCUCACCCUCUGCGUUGUCCCAGUAUACCUUCCACCACAUCGAACCUCUCGCACACCUACCUGAGCCCGCAUCCGCCCGUGCACUCCUGACACGCCUCGCGAACGACCCUGCGAUCCGGCAUGUGAUGCAGACGCACCACCUCGCCGUCGGCCUCCUCACUGAGCUCGCGCCGCAUGAGCAGCCGCACCUUCUCGGGCUGAACGUCAAUGCUGGCCAGGCAAUCAAGCUCAGGCUACGCACGGACCGGUAUGACGGUUUCCGGUUGUAUAGCGAGGUGCGGAAGGUGCUGUGUCACGAGUUGACGCACAAUGUCUGGAGUGACCACGAUAACAACUUCAAGGAGAUGAACUCCCGGCUGAACCGCGAAGUCGCAGAGUUCGAGCGCGCCGCGGCUGAGGGGACGCAUCAUCUCACGGGGUCGGGCGACGCAUAUCAGCCCACGUCGGAGCUUGAGGCGGAGGCGCAGACGUACAUCCUCGGUGGAGGGCAGCAGACGCUCGGUGUGUCUGUACCGAUUGUGGCCGACGAUGAGUCAAGGGAGGAACGGCGGCGGAGGCUAUUAGACGCGACCAUGAAACGCUUGCAGAAGGAGGAGGAGGAGCUAGAGGAGAGGUGUGGUACCGCUGCUUCAUCGUCUGUUUCCUUGUAGAUAUAGUCUUCUGUAGCCAUUAGUAUACCAGGUAUCAAUGCGAGGUUUGGACCGGACAAGGCACCGCAAAAAGUUGACGGGAACUAGGGGAACUCUAAGGUUAACGUUUGCUCUGAUACCGUGUCAGGCAACGGACAAACGUGAACCCCCCUAUGUGAAUCUCCUACGCUCAGUGGUUGGUUAGUCGUCUCACGAUGCUCGUCGGCGCCAACGGUGUUCGCAGCCAGAGUGAAG